This is a messenger RNA of Colletotrichum higginsianum IMI 349063, 1248 nucleotides long. RefSeq lists its product as uncharacterized. The transcript has a single exon. The record is from RefSeq and is a predicted model, not a curated record. The coding region runs from base 1 to 1248 and encodes 415 amino acids. NCBI's taxonomy places the organism in Eukaryota, Fungi, Ascomycota, Sordariomycetes, Glomerellales, Glomerellaceae.
AUGGCCGAGACUAUUGACUUUGACUACCUGGUCAUCGGCGCCGGAGCCAUGGGAAUGGCAUUCGUCGACACGAUUCUCACCGACACCCAAAAGACCGUGGCAAUUGUCGACCGCUAUGCUCGCCCGAGCGGGCAUUGGACCGUUGCCUACCCUUACGUGCGCCUCCACCAACCUUCCUCCUGCUAUGGAGUCAAUUCCAAAGACCUUGGAGAGAACGCCAUCGACAAAGUGGGCUGGAACAAGGGCCUUUUGGAGCUUGCCUCCCGAGAUGAGGUUUGCGCUUACUACGAUACCGUCAUGCAGCACACAUUUCUCCCAUCCGGACGCGUCGCCUACUAUCCCAAGCACGAAUAUACCGGCGGGCGGGAAUUUCAUUCUAUCAUGACCGGCAAGGCUUAUCAAGUAGGGGAAGGGACUCGUAUUGUUGAUGCUACCUACAUGAAAGUCGUGGUCCCUUCCAUGCGCAAGCCUCCCUACGAAGUUGCAGAAGAUGUCGAGGUUGUCACGCCCAACGACAUGCCGAGCGCGCAACGACCGCACAUCAACUACACUGUGGUGGGUGCUGGCAAGACAGGCGCCGAUGCUUGUCUCUGGUUGCUAGCCAACGACAUCGACCCGGACCGCAUCACCUGGGUCAUGCCACGGGACUCGUUCUACAUGGAACGCGGAAACUUUCAGUCGGGUAGAAUGUUCGCCGGAAAAAACCGCGUUGGUUUGAUCGCCCUUUUGGAUUCCAUUACUACGGCUUCGUCGAUUGACGACAUGCUGAAGAGUCUCGUGGCUUGCCAGCAACUUCUCCAGCUGGACGACAAAGUCUGGCCUACCAUGUACCACUGCUCCACGGUUUCACUCGCCGAGUUGGAACAGCUGCGGAAAAUCAAGAACAUCGUCCGAAAAGGCCGCAUCCUCCGCAUCAGCCGGAACGAGGUGCUGCUACAGCACGGCAGCUACACGCCCAAUCCCGAUUCCCUCUUCAUCGACUGCUCUGCAAACGGACUGGAGAAGCUUCCCCCAACGCCCGUAUUCCAGGACGACAAAAUCACUCUCCAGUCCGUCCGCAAGUGUCAGCAAGUCUUCAGCGCUGCCUUCAUUGCGCACGUCGAGGCCGCGUACAAAGAUGACGAGACUAAGAACAAGCUCUGCCGACCGAUCCCGCACCCGAACGAGCCUGCGGACUAUGCUCUCGCGUAUCUGCAAACAUUCUUGAACGCGCUGUAUUGGAAUUCGUUCCCGAAAACAAGGUCGUAG